Messenger RNA from Talaromyces marneffei, 1539 nucleotides. RefSeq lists its product as uncharacterized. Lineage: Eukaryota; Fungi; Ascomycota; Eurotiomycetes; Eurotiales; Trichocomaceae. The record is from RefSeq and is a predicted model, not a curated record. The transcript has a single exon. Bases 1 to 1539 code for a protein of 512 amino acids.
AUGGCGGAAGAUUCGCAGCCCAGACGUUCAAGAAGGUUCUCCUUCACCUCAAGACGGCCCCAGAGUGUAGUCGUCACCGAGGAGCUCAAAUCCCAACCACCAGUAACCACCAUCGGCUUCCCAAUUGAUGCCCUCCCAUACCCAGAGGCGCAGCAAGAGCGUCCUACGUCAUCGUGGAGAAACGCCUUUAGACGAUCCCAGUCAGUGGAUCGGAACAACAGUAGAGCUCCUUCUUCAGAUCGUCGAAGCUCGCGCCGUCUAGUGAAGAAGCAGCCAGGGAAUGUAUCCAGUGUGCCGUCACAAACUCCGACCUUGCCAAAUGUGCCUUUACCAUCGAACAUGACAACCGCUCGCAUUCAAAAUCGGCGUGCCAGUGUGUCAAAUAACGCGAGAGACGAGGACGCGGGCUUGCCAUAUACACACCAACCGAGCACGCCCGCUCAGCAGUAUGGCUAUGAUAGAAUAAGGAGUAACACGACGAUGAAUGCGCAGAGAGAACAGCAAAAGAAUGGUAACGCCUUUAUGAAAGAUCUUCCUCCCGCACCGGCAACCCCUACACUUCGAAGAGUCAGCAGUCCAUUCUACCAUACUGCAGCUGAUAAAUCCGCCAUGUCUUUCAAUCCUCCUGCCACUACCCUUACCACUAAUGUAGAGCAGAGACCAGGUAGUUUGGACAGCACUCAGGAUGAUGCCAUGAUUCCUGCUUCUCUGCGAGUUGGUCGGGCAAGAAUGGAGGAAUCGGGAGGCCAGAGUCGAGAUAGGGCAACGUCACCAAUGCAGGAAAACCCAUCUUAUCACAGCUUGCCUAAGUACAGUCCUUCGGAUGUUCAAGCACAACAGGCAAAUUAUGAUAGCAUCACGUCUCUUAUAGAGGCAGUCGAUUUUCCACAGAUAUCAACUUCUCCUGAGCAAACUCCUAGCCAGCCUACAGAUGCAGUUGAGUCGGUUAACAAGCGCGAUGAACGAAUCAAAAAUCUACGACCAUUAAAGACAAUGUCUCCUCGUCCGCACCAUGCAAAAACACCGUCGUCGUCCUCAUCUUCAUCGUAUGGGUCGUCUACAUUCUCAGCGCUGGGCGAACCAGCGACCCCAGUCAGUUCAAAUGCUUCCACCACCAACUUCGAAAUAACAUCCAUCAGCACUAAGAGCAAUACCAGCAAAAAGGAAAUCCCACGAAACACAAUGUCCCCCAAACAUGACAAAUAUCUCGCCAAGAUUUUUGUCGUCUGCUGCCAUUGCAACUAUUGGCACGAUGUGCCAUCCGGCAUGUACGCACAAAUGGUUAUUCCAGAAUGUCUAUUGUUUUCCGGACUGCCGGAGCCCUCCAGUUCACGAUCGUCCAGGUCAUCUAGUCAGGCACGUUCCGCGAGAUCGUUGGGCUCGAAACCGCAGUCUAUAUUCUCGGAGACGUCGUCUUCCUCAGGGCCCUCGUCAUCACCCAAGGCCACCGUCAGGUGUUCAUGGUGUAAGCAUGAGAUGGCCAAAUCGUGUUGCGCUAGCUGGACUACCAUGGUUCAUCUGAUUGAGAAGCAUCAUUAA